CCACUCCAAAAAAAAAUCAUCAAGUGUAGCAAUAAACACUAUCCAUCUUCAAUAAAAUGCACAUGUGUUGAUAGAAUAAACAAAAGCCAUAUUUAUUUAAAUCACAAUGACUGUCGUAGACGGCUCAUCUUCUUCAUCCGCCGGCAAUUUCAAAUCCAAAACCACCGCGUAUGUGGUGGUGUGCUGGAUCUUCGCCGCCAUGGGCGGCCUCAUGUUCGGCUACGACAUCGGCAUCUCCGGCGGCGUGUCGGCCAUGGACGACUUCCUGGUCAAGUUCUUCCCCAACGUGUACGCGAGGAAGCUGACGGUCCACGAAGACAACUACUGCAAAUACGACGAUCAGAUGCUUCAGCUCUUCACGUCGUCGCUGUAUCUCGCCGCGCUCGUCGCCAGCUUCGGGGCGUCGAAAGCCUGCACCAUCCUCGGGCGGAGGCCGACCAUCCGGCUGGCCUCCGUCUUCUUCAUCGUCGCCGCCCUCAUCAGCGCCCUCGCCCCGAACAAGAUCCUGCUCAUCCUCGGCAGGAUCUUGUUCGGCAUUGGCGUCGGAUUCGGCAACGAGUCGGUGCCGCUCUUCUUGUCGGAGGUGGCGCCGCCGCACCACAGGGGAGCUGUGAACAUCCUGUUCCAGCUCUUCGUGACGAUCGGGAUCCUGAUCGCGAACCUGGUGAACUUCGCGGUGGCGAACGUGCACCCGUUCGGGUGGAGGAUCGCGCUGGGGGUGGCGGGCGUGCCGGGGCUGUUCCUGUGCAUCGGGUCGUUCGUGAUCAUGGAGACGCCGUCGAGCCUGAUCGAGCGCGGCUACGAGACGGAGGGGCGCCAGGCGCUGCAGAAGGUCCGCGGCAUGGACGACGUGGAGCGCGAGCUCGAGUACAUCAAGCACGCCUGCGAGCAGGCCAAGAAGGUGAAGCAGCCGUUCAAGAAGCUGAUGCAGCGCGAGAGCGUGCCGCCGCUCACCAUCGCCAUCUGGAUCCAGAUCUUCCAGCAGUUCACCGGCAUCAACGCGAUCAUGUUCUACGCCCCCGUCCUCUUCCAGACGAUGGGCUUCAGGAACGACGGCGCCCUCCUCUCCGCCGUCAUCACCGGGAUCGUCAACGUGCUCAGCACCUUCGUCUCCAUCGUCGCCGUCGACAAGCUCGGGAGGAGGAAGCUCCUCCUCCAGGCCUGCGUGCAGAUGCUGAUCUGCCUGGUGGGGUCCGGCGUGAUCCUGCAGCUGCACCUCAAGAGCGUCGGGACGCUCGACAGCAAGCUCGCCACGAUCGUGGUCGUGCUCGUGUGCCUCUUCGUCAUGUCGUUCGCGUGGUCGUGGGGCCCGAUGGGAUGGCUCAUCCCGAGCGAGGUGUUCCCGCUGGAGACGAGGACGGCCGGGUUCGCGUUCGCGGUGAGCACCAACAUGCUCCUCACGUUCAUCAUCGCGCAGGCGUUCCUGUCGAUGCUGUGCCACAUGAGGGCGGGGAUCUUCUUCUUCUUCGCGGCGUGGGUGGUGGUGAUGGGCGUCUUCGUCUUCUUCCUGCUGCCGGAGACGAAGGGCAUCGCCAUCGACGAGAUGGCCGACCGGGUGUGGAAGGUGCACCCGGUGUGGAAGAGGUUCAUGCCCAAAGAAGGAAAGGGCGCUGAGAUGACAUGAUUGAGCAUGCUUGCUUCAUUCCGACAUCAUGGGAAGAGUUGAAGAUGUUCCUCUUUUACACCUUGCUUUUGUCUUCUUCAAUAAAUGUCAUCUAAUGCUGGAUUCUACGAAGCCAAGGCGGCUCAUGUCAUCGAUCGAGCAUGAAAAAGAAGAAAGAGAGAGAGAGAUCACAAAGAGAGAGAGACAGAGUGAAAUGUAGCAAGAAUUCUUUCAAUCAGAUUGUAAAGAAUCCUCCUAUUUCAAGCAAUAAAAUCGAUUUUGAUGAAAAUAUUGUGCA
This is a messenger RNA of Salvia miltiorrhiza (redroot sage), 1901 nucleotides long. Its product is annotated as sugar transport protein 8-like. The transcript has 3 exons. Lineage: Eukaryota; Viridiplantae; Streptophyta; Magnoliopsida; Lamiales; Lamiaceae. The coding region runs from base 107 to 1624 and encodes 505 amino acids. Gene Ontology annotation, biological process: monosaccharide transmembrane transport. Gene Ontology annotation, cellular component: membrane. Gene Ontology annotation, molecular function: monosaccharide transmembrane transporter activity. The record is from RefSeq and is a predicted model, not a curated record.